AUGGAGCAACAGACGGCCAUGUCUUGGCCGGAGCAGAUUCAUGAGAAUUCGCUCAUCACGGCGUCCGGCGAAGAUGAAUUCUCCAACUUCCUCGAAUUCAAUAUGCAUUUUGCCGACCUCGAGGGGCACGGACCAGCACAUUCCCAGCUGCAGGAGCAGCAACACGCGAUGGGGCCUCCAACCACCACUGCCCCCGAGUCGGCCAUCCCCUCCGAUCACCGAUCGCAAUCUCAUCAGUACUCAACUCCGAUCGAGGGCCUCGCUAUGGACUUCGGCGGCCAUGGCGCCGUGCAGUCGCACGGCUUGUCCUACUCUACCCCCGGUAUGACCCCGGGCUAUUGUGCUCAGGAUUCGUCGCAGCAGUCUGCGAAUCACCACUAUAUGCAGGGUCAGCCCAUGAUUCCCCCGACACCAAAUAGUAUGGAGUUGCACGGAAAUGCCGCCCGUUACUCGCAACAAGUCGACGAGAACGCGGAGAUAUAUGAUCGAUAUUCGCGCAUCAAUGAAGAACAGGCGCUAUACACUCCGCUCGUUUCUCCCGCAAUGACUCCGCUGGAGAAUCAGUUCCGAGUUCCUGAAUAUACCGUCCCCGGAGAAUAUUUCACACCUCUCACGUCUCCCGCGCUGGAAGCACAAAAUGCCGGCAACUCCAACAACGGCUACCCAUUCCACGCAAGACAGAUAUCAGACGUGGGCUUUGUACAUACGCACCCCGAGGUGAACCAACUCCCAGGGACUUCGGCUCCCCCAUCUCCCAGCAUCAUUCGCAAGCCGAAUCGUCGGCAAACUUCGACUGCCUCUCGACUCCCCGGUCGGAGUAAGGUCAAACAAUCACCUUCUCUUCGAGCACAGACCCAGCGUAACAAGGGGAAGCCGAUGCCUAACUCGGAAGAGUUCUACAACAGUCUGACGGAAGAGUUGAGCAAGCCGCAAAACAACGAUGUGCGCUCCCUCCAGGUCAGCAGCAAUGAAGGCUCUGGCCAGGAUUCCGUCUCGCCCGAACCCUUGUCCGAACCGCUGAUGCCACCCCCGGCACUUCCACCCCCGCGCCAGUCUCCAGCCCUCACUCCGCAUGUUGCCCAGUCGCCUGGUACAGCUGCCACUCCGGCGACUCUGAUGCGCAUUCAGCGCUCACAGCAUGCGCGGGAUCCCUUGGGUCAAUUCACCGGCCAGGCGCAGCUAGAGAUACAUGACGAGGUCAUGGAGGACAUCUGCCUUCCCGAGGCAGCAACACCGGCUGUACAACCGCGCCCCAAGGUCAAUCGCAUCGAAACUAGUUUCCGCACCAGCACAGCCAGUCCCGUCAUAUCUGCACAUGGGACGCCGUCCUUGGAGCCUCGAUCCGCCGCAGAAAGAACGCCCGCAUCCAUUGCGAUGAGCCCGCGCACGGUGGCUAUGCCAUCUCCCAGUGGUCCGGUCCCGAAGAGAUCGGAUCUGUCCAGAUCCUCAGUAUCCAGUCGGAAACGACCUAGCGUGAGCUCCACGCAGGCGAGUCCCCAGUUGCGACCGAAGAUCAGCCCAAGCAUUCAGCCGUUAAUGCGAAGUGGUGACAAUAUGUCGCAAGAUGCGCUUUAUUUGGCUUCGAAGUCUAAUUACCAGCAUAUCCUCGACGGCACUUUGCCCUCGGGCGUCUCCUACCCCGAGACACUGGCCGAAAAUCUGAGUUCCAAACGCACCAACCAUAAGCUUGCGGAGCAGGGUCGCCGGAAUCGAAUUAAUAGCGCUCUGAAAGAAAUCGAGGCUCUGAUACCGCCAGACUUCGUUCAAGCGAGACAGGCCAAGGAGGCCGCCAUAACCGGCAUCAAGCCCGGCGACAAGGAAAAAGAGAAGGCUUCCAACCAAGCCAUCAGCAAGGCGAGUGCGGUAGAGAUGGCCAUCGAUUACAUCAAAGCCCUCAAGAAGUGCUUGGAUGAGACGACCGAAAAAUUGGCCGCGACGGAAGCGAAGCUCGCCGGCGCCAGCCUCGACGACAAACCCGCAGAUGCUUCUGUUGCUGUGACUGGAAAGACAGUUAAUGGCAUCGGUCGUGACUCGGCAAACAAGAAUUUCUCAUGA
This is a messenger RNA of Penicillium cinerascens, 2055 nucleotides long. Its product is annotated as phosphate-sensing transcription factor PHO4. The transcript is spliced from 3 exons. Bases 1 to 2055 code for a protein of 684 amino acids. NCBI's taxonomy places the organism in Eukaryota, Fungi, Ascomycota, Eurotiomycetes, Eurotiales, Aspergillaceae. Gene Ontology annotation, molecular function: protein dimerization activity. The record is from RefSeq and is a predicted model, not a curated record.